Lactuca sativa (garden lettuce) is the source of this 585-nucleotide messenger RNA. RefSeq lists its product as uncharacterized. Lineage: Eukaryota; Viridiplantae; Streptophyta; Magnoliopsida; Asterales; Asteraceae. The record is from RefSeq and is a predicted model, not a curated record.
AUGGAAAGACCGAUGAAUAUUGACGUGAAACAAAAAGCAUGUGUCAAAUGGAAGAUGGAAGGCGACGAAAACUCAAAAUUCUUUCACGGUUUUAUUAAUAACAAAAACAGGAGAAUCGGAUUAACGGAUUUCUCGUCAACGGAAAAAAUCAAGGAGUCAUGGCCUUCCGAACCUAAAUUAAUGAACCUGUAUUUUCGAUCUAUCAUGAAUUCCAUUAAAGCGCCAUUUUCGUUGGAAGAAAUUAAAGAAGCCAUCUGGGCUUGCGGAAGAGAACGUGCCCCCAAACCUGAUAGUGAUGUUAUAUCUUGUGUCAAACAUUUUGAGGUAUAUGGUAACUUGGCAGCUGGUUGUAACUCAUUACUCAUCUGCCAUGUGCUAAAGAUUAAAGAUCCAUCCGUUCUUAGCGAAUACAAAUUGAUUAGUCUAAUCGGUUGUGUGUACAAGAUUAUCGCUAAAGCUCUUGCUUCUCGUCUCAAAUCAAUCAUCGGAUUUGUGAUUGAUGAUGUGCAAUAUGCCUACAUUAAAGCCUUAAAGGCCGAAACAUCCUUGAUGGACUUCUCUGUUGGGUUUUUAUUCAAAAAUUAG